UAAAAAAAAUAUGCCUAGACCAUUUAUAAUUGAAAAUUUUUCAUCAAAUCAAUCAACAAAUAUUGAAAAUGAUAAUAAUUCAAUAAUGGCUAAACAAAAUAUUUCAAAUUAUUAUAAACAAAUAUCCAUUGUAAUUGUAAAACUUUUCCUAUCAAUUUGUUUUCUUUUAUGUUUAUAUUUUCUGAUUGUUUGUGUACGAACACAUAAUAUUCAUCAAAUCAACGAUAAAGAAGAUGAUAAUAAUUUAAAUUUUUCAACAAAUAAUCAACCAAAUCAACCGGAUAGAUUGAUUCAAAUGAUAACAACAACAACAACAGCGGCUGAAUCAAAUCGACGACAACCAAAAUCAAUAAAAUUAUCUCGAAUAUUACAUUCAUAUCGUCAUAAUCCAUCUAAACAACAAAAAAUUUUUAAAGAAGAUGAUGAUGAUAAUAAUAAUGGUCAAGAUGAAAUUCAAAUCAAUAAUUUACGUCAACAAUAUUCAAUAGCUGAAAAAAAUGUUCGAUCAAAAUCCAAUGAUAAUAUUGAUGAUUAUAAUGAUUGUGGAUAUCAUUUAGCAUUUACAUUGAUUGAACGUGAAAAUAAUGAACAUUUAUAUGCAUCAAAAUUAAUGAUAAAAUUUAGCAAUACUUUAAAAUCAAUAUUAAUCAAUAUUAAUUCAACUGGUUUAGAUCCAGGUUCACUUUGUAUACAUUUAAUUACUAAUGAUCGUAUACGACCACAUCUUUUACAUAUAAUCGAUAAUGUACAUGAAGAAUUAACACGUCAAUGGACAAAUGAACCAUAUCCAUGGUUAGAUAAUUAUAAUAAUAAUAAUCAUUAUUCGUUAAAUGAUUAUGAUAAACAUCGUCCAUUAACAAGAUAUUUUUUUAUUGAUUCAUCUACAAUUGAAUUACGUUUAGAAUAUCUUUUACCAACAUUACGAACAUUUUUUACACAUAAACCAAAUUCAUAUUAUUCAAAUGCAUUAUUUUUUUAUUCAAUGAUUUUACAUCAAGUUAUACCAUCAACAAUUGCUGAUCGUAUUAUUCUAUUAGAUGUUGAUGUACAAUUGGAUGCAAAUAUUCUUGAAUUAUUUGAAGAAUUUGGUCGUUUUAAACCAGAAGAAGUGAUUGGUAUUGCAUUAGAACAACAACCAGUUUAUCGACAUAUUUUACAUGAAUAUCGUCGUACAAAUGAAAAUACAACAAUUGGUUCACCAUUACCAAACGGAUUUCCUGGUUUUAAUUCCGGUAUUGUUUUACUACAUUUGCGUAAAAUGCGUGAAUCAAAAUUAUACAAUUCAUUAUUGAAUCAAGAUGUAAUAAAACAUAUUUGUCAAAAAUAUCAAUUCCAUGGACAUUUAGGUGAUCAAGAUUUUUAUACAAUAACAGCUAUUGAUCAUCGUUUAUUAUAUCAUACAUUAUCAUGUGGUUGGAAUCGUCAAUUAUGUCAAUGGUGGCGUUUUCAUGGUUAUUCAAAUGUAUUUGAUGAUUAUCAUCGUUGUGAACAGCCAAUUAUGUUAUAUCAUGGUAAUUGUAAUUCAGCACUUCCUACCUUAACCUAUUAUGGUGGUGGUGGUGGCAGUGGAUAUCGUCGAAGAUAAUUAUCUCAUUACUAAUUAUGUUUAUUUUAUUUUUCAUAUGAAUCUCAAUUCUUUUCUUUUGUUUGUUUUUAUUUUGUGACUUUGAAAAUCACAAAAAUUUAAAUGUGAUAUUCUUAUUUACGUCUAAUGUUAUUUGUAUAAUAAAAAAUCCUUAUUUUUUA
Dermatophagoides pteronyssinus (European house dust mite) is the source of this 1746-nucleotide messenger RNA. RefSeq names its product Xyloside xylosyltransferase (gene Xxylt). Gene Ontology annotation, cellular component: endoplasmic reticulum membrane. Gene Ontology annotation, biological process: protein O-linked glycosylation via N-acetylgalactosamine. The record is from RefSeq and is a predicted model, not a curated record. Gene Ontology annotation, molecular function: xylosyl alpha-1,3-xylosyltransferase activity. NCBI's taxonomy places the organism in Eukaryota, Metazoa, Arthropoda, Arachnida, Sarcoptiformes, Pyroglyphidae.